GUCCGGCCGGCGCGGUGCCCUGCCAGGGCCCAGCGGUGGUGCCCGCCUCCGGGCCUCAGGCGGCGGCUGGCAGCCCCGGUACGGCGGCACGGGGCGGCAGCUGGCGCAGCGCCGCCCGCGCGGGAAGGCAGGCGGGAGAUGCCGAAGCUGCGCGGAGAGGCCUUCUGGAGGGAGACGCUGCGGAGCGCCCACUAUGUGGUGGCGCCCAUGGUUGACCAGAGUGAGCUGGCCUGGAGGCUGCUGAGCCGCCGCCACGGCGCCCAGCUCUGCUACACGCCCAUGCUGCACGCCCAAGUCUUCCUCAGAGACGCCAACUACCGCCGCGAGAACCUGUACGGCGAAGCCUGCCCCGAGGACCGCCCGCUCAUCGUGCAGUUCUGUGCCAAUGACCCUGAAGUGUUUGUCCAAGCAGCGCUGUUGGCUCAGGAUUAUUGUGAUGCCAUAGACCUAAAUUUGGGUUGCCCCCAGAUGAUUGCAAAAAGAGGUCACUAUGGGGCAUUUCUGCAAGAGGAGUGGGAUCUUCUUCAAAGAAUGAUUUUGCUGGCUAACGAGAAGCUCUCUGUGCCCAUCACCUGCAAAAUCCGCGUUUUCCCAGAGAUUGCCAAGACGGUGAAGUAUGCACAGAUGCUGGAGAAAGCUGGCUGCCAGCUGCUGACGGUGCAUGGCCGAACUAAAGAGCAGAAAGGACCACUUGCUGGCGUGGCAUCUUGGGAGCACAUUCAAGCCGUCAGGAAAGCUGUAAAGAUUCCUGUGUUUGCAAAUGGAAACAUCCAGUGCCUCAGGGACGUGGAGGAAUGCAUCCGUAAGACAGGAGUGCACGGUGUCAUGAGUGCAGAAGGUAAUCUUCAUAACCCAGCUUUGUUUGAGGGCCGAAACCCAUUGGUGUGGGAAAUGGCUGAGGAGUACCUGGAGAUAGUGCAGAAGCACCCUUGUCCGCUGUCUUACGUGAGGGCUCAUCUCUUCAAGCUCUGGCAUCACACGCUUCAAGUUUACCAGCAGCUGCGUGAUGAAUUAGCAAAAGUGAAGACUCUAGAGGGCAUUGUAGAUGUCAACAGGGAGCUGAAACUACGAUGCCAGCUUGAAGUGUUAUUUGGAGCAUUUCCUGAGAACUCCAGGGACACUGACUGGAACUCUGUGCUGCAGGAAGAAAUAGCAAAUCAGAAAGAAGGAGAAAAGCCAAAAGAAGGGUUGCCUUUUUUCCACUGGAUCUGUCAGCCAUAUGUCAGGCCAGGGCCAAAAGAGAGAUGCAAGGAGAAUGGAAGCAGUGAGUCUGACAAAUGUGUGCGAGGGAAGCGUGCUUUGGAAGAGGAGGAAGAUGGAAAUUCUGAGCUUCUGUCAAAGAAUAAACAAAAAAAGAAGUUAAGAAACCCAAAUAAAAGCUUUGAUCCAUCUUUAAAACCCAAAUAUGCAAAAUGUGACCAGUGUGGAAACCCAAAGGGCAAUAAAUGUGUGUUUAACAUGUGCCGAGGCUGCUGCAAGAAAAGAGCAUUCAGAGAGACUGCGGACUGCCCAGGUCAUGGAUUACUUUUUAAGACCAAAUAUGAAAAAUCCCUUUCAUGGCAGAGUAGUCAAAGAGUAAUUCAGAACCCAGAGGUCAGUCGGAGAGGAGAUGUAGCUGCGGGGGAGGCUGCUGUGCUGCAGGAGGCUGGUGACAGUACUGUGUGAAGCUUUGGAACUGAAGGUAAAGAGCUCCUGCCAGGCCUCUGCUUCCCUGGGCCAAAGAACACAUCGUCUCCAGCUCCCCAUCAGCUGUGUGAACUCGUUCCACAGGUUUAGUUUAAGUUCUGGGAAAUUUUUAUUUAAGUAAAAGCAAGCUGCUUACUCAGGGACUUGUCCUGCAUUUGAAAUAAAAAAAGGAUGCAAUUCAA
Molecule: messenger RNA, 1868 nt
Organism: Pogoniulus pusillus (Red-fronted tinkerbird)
Lineage: Eukaryota; Metazoa; Chordata; Aves; Piciformes; Lybiidae
Gene: DUS1L
Product: dihydrouridine synthase 1 like
Exons: 13
Coding region: 139-1665 (508 amino acids)
Biological process (GO): tRNA processing
Molecular function (GO): flavin adenine dinucleotide binding; tRNA dihydrouridine synthase activity
Source: RefSeq, a predicted model, not a curated record